Messenger RNA from Carassius gibelio (silver crucian carp), 934 nucleotides. RefSeq names its product homeobox protein Nkx-3.1-like. The coding region runs from base 258 to 800 and encodes 180 amino acids. NCBI's taxonomy places the organism in Eukaryota, Metazoa, Chordata, Actinopteri, Cypriniformes, Cyprinidae. The record is from RefSeq and is a predicted model, not a curated record. Gene Ontology annotation, molecular function: DNA-binding transcription factor activity, RNA polymerase II-specific; RNA polymerase II cis-regulatory region sequence-specific DNA binding. The transcript has 2 exons. Gene Ontology annotation, biological process: regulation of transcription by RNA polymerase II; cell differentiation. Gene Ontology annotation, cellular component: nucleus.
AUUAAAAAUAGUAAAGUUUUACACACAGCAGUAAAUGUAUAAAGAACUGAUGGUCCAUGAAGACGCGUCUGUUUUAGCCAUCAGCGAGUCUGGACCGAUGACGCAGCGCAGGACGCUCCUCCAAUAGCAGAAGAGACAAAAGCUCUCGCGCUAUUUAAAGUCCUGCAGCUGAGCUGGAGAGUGAAAGUGCCGAUUACCUACUACCUGGAGGAACAAGACGCUCUAUCCUUACCUUUAGCAGGAAUUUAACAACGUAAAUGGCGGCUUCAAACAAACAGCUGACGUCGUUUUUCAUAGAGGACAUUUUAUCCUUAAAAGAAGAUCAAAAAGAUGACUCCUGCAAAUCUGAGCGCGACAGAGACGACGGCACAGACGGACGAACAGAUGCAGAGGAUAUCUCGGUCUAUCGGAGCUCUGAGGAUAAAGCACUGUCGUCCGCAGGAAAAAAGAAGCGCUCGCGCGCCGCGUUCACGCACCUGCAGGUGCUGGAGCUCGAGAAGAAGUUCAGCCGUCAGCGGUACCUGAGCGCGCCCGAGCGCGCGCACCUCGCCAGCGCGCUGCACCUGACGGAGACUCAGGUCAAAAUCUGGUUCCAGAACAGGAGAUAUAAAACCAAACGGAGGCAGUUAACGACAGAGCACAGCAAGGACUACUUUCAGAAAUCAGACGCCACCGCUAUGGCUGCAACAGAGGAGGACAUUUUUAGAGCUUCACUUUUAGCGACAGUCUACAAAUCCUAUCCAUACCGGCCUUAUGUGUACAACUUACACGGACUGAGUGUAUGGAGACCAGCACUGUGAUGACCGGGACACUCACUUGGACUUUGGGAAAUUUCUCAGAUUAUUGUGAAUAAUAUUCUUAUUAUUAUUAUGGUGAUUUUUAAGUAUUGUACAGUUUUUGUAUUCUGUGUAAUAAAAUAUUUGUUUUUUUCAAA